UCAGACUCCAUCCGUAAUCAAUCCGUUCGGUGUCCAGCGCUCGUGCAGUCGGUCUCGGUAAAAUUUACUGAAGACAACAUCCUGGAAUUUCGAUUCGAACCAAUCAACAAACAACCAACACCAUGGCAGAGCAGCUGAAAGAGACAAAAACGACGACGACGAGUCGCCGGGGACGGGUUCUUCCGGCCGACAGUUACACUACCACGGAUCCCACGCAACCGGUCAAGUUGCGCAUCGCCAAGGAGGGAGUUGCGUCGUUGGAUCCCCUAUCGGUGCCGGAGCUGGUGGACCGGACCGUGCGGGACUAUCCGGACCAUCCGGCCAUGAUGUUCAAAAAUGCACAGAAAAUGUGGCAGACCAUUACGUACCGGGAGUACCGAGAUCGAGUGCACAAGAUGGCUAAGGCGUUCAUCAAGCUGGGCCUGGAACCGCACCACACGGUUAGUGUGCUUGCCUUCAACAGCCCGGAAUGGUUCAUUUCCGAGCUGGCUGCCAUUCAUGCAGGUGGUAUCAUUACCGGUGUGUACACAACCAAUUCCGCCGAAUCGACUCAGCACGUGCUGGAGAAUUCCCGGUCCAACAUCGUGGUCGUGGAUGAUGCCAAGCAGAUGGAGAAAAUUUAUUCAAUCAAGAGCAAACUGCCGCUGGUGAAGGCUGUCAUCCAAACGAAUGGCCCGUAUGCGCCCUACGUCCGAAAGGAGGACGGUUACUAUCGG
Molecule: messenger RNA, 716 nt
Organism: Uranotaenia lowii
Lineage: Eukaryota; Metazoa; Arthropoda; Insecta; Diptera; Culicidae
Product: very long-chain-fatty-acid--CoA ligase bubblegum-like
Exons: 3
Source: RefSeq, a predicted model, not a curated record